AUGAUAUACAAUUGCAGGAGUUUUUCAUUGGGGGCAGAUAGCCCUCCAACUGCAGUUGAGUGGGUAAUCGCUGAAAUGAUCAAUCAGCCGCUGAUUUAUCAGACGGCCAUGGAGGAAAUUCAUAGUUUGGUUGGAAGAGAAAGAUUAGUCCAAGAAUCUGAUAUUCCACAACUAAAUUAUGUUAAAGCAUGCGCCAGGGAAUCUAUGAGGCUCCAUCCAGUUGUGCCAUUCAAUCCUCCUCGUAUGUCUAUAUCAGAAACCACCAUUGGCGGCUAUUACAUACCCAAAGGCAGCCAUUUUCUUCUUGACCGCGUCGAGGGCUUGGUCGAAAUCCUAAGGAUAGAUGGAUCUAGUGGCCCUAAUAGUAGUCAGGUUGAUGAGCAGCCCGGUGAUACAUUUCCGAUGAUUAGGAAAACUACAAAAGUGCAAGCUGACUGGAUUGAGGAACUUGAGGUUGACAUGAUUGAGGGCCAGGAAAGGACCAAUGAUCUUAGUGUGCAACUUGGAGAAACCCAUGUGCGACUGGUUAGGGGAGCGAUGAAGGAGCUGAACCUGCCCAGGAUGGGAGGUCAUCUAGUUCUGCAGUGGAUUAAGUCUUGA
Messenger RNA from Coffea eugenioides, 600 nucleotides. Its product is annotated as inactive cytochrome P450 76AD1-like. Lineage: Eukaryota; Viridiplantae; Streptophyta; Magnoliopsida; Gentianales; Rubiaceae. Bases 1 to 600 code for a protein of 199 amino acids. Gene Ontology annotation, molecular function: heme binding; monooxygenase activity; oxidoreductase activity, acting on paired donors, with incorporation or reduction of molecular oxygen. The transcript has 4 exons. The record is from RefSeq and is a predicted model, not a curated record.